Xylaria bambusicola is the source of this 1678-nucleotide messenger RNA. Its product is annotated as U3 small nucleolar RNA-associated protein 6-domain-containing protein. The record is from RefSeq and is a predicted model, not a curated record. Bases 456 to 1658 code for a protein of 400 amino acids. The transcript is spliced from 2 exons. Lineage: Eukaryota; Fungi; Ascomycota; Sordariomycetes; Xylariales; Xylariaceae. Gene Ontology annotation, biological process: maturation of SSU-rRNA from tricistronic rRNA transcript (SSU-rRNA, 5.8S rRNA, LSU-rRNA). Gene Ontology annotation, cellular component: small-subunit processome; Pwp2p-containing subcomplex of 90S preribosome. Gene Ontology annotation, molecular function: protein binding; snoRNA binding.
CAUCCUACUUAAGCUAGGUAUAUUCACAAACGCUACAUAGGUAGAUACAAAAGUAUAUGCAUAUACAUGGAUAGGACAGCUUGUCUUACAGCUCCAAAACCCGACUACACACCACUACCUAGGUAGGUAGGUACCGUACCUACUUACAGAACAAUGGAAUGGUUCCGCGUGGGGCCUACCUACCCGCCCACUAAGUAGAGUAAGUAGUGAGUACCCAGUCUGCACACCCAGGUCGGUACCUACCUAGAUAUGAACCGAUAACACCGAUAACACGUCGGGCCCCACCAUCUCCAAUUUAUUUUCUUUUACUUACUGUAAUGCAAGACAUCUGUUUGGCCAACUUUGCGAAUAAGAGACUCGAGACUCGUUGCCUCGGCCACUCCAACACCUGGACAAGUGUCCCCUAAGCCCACAGUGGUCCAGAGAAGGACAUCCCCAAGAGGCCUGUUGUCACCAUGGCCGCCGUCGCUGAAAAAGCCCGCUUCUAUCUCGAACAAGCCGUCCCCCAGCUCCGCGAGUUCGAAGCCAAGGGCAUCUUCAACCCGGACGAGAUACGCUCCCUCGUUCGCAAGCGCACCGACUACGAGCACAUAGUCCUGUCCCCCGGGAACAAGGCUCAAGAUUGGCUCAACUAUGUCGCAUGGGAACGAUCCCUCGAAGCCCUCCGCACCAAACGAUGUCGCCGCCUAGAGAUUCGCGCCUCGUCCAAGCAUGUCGGAGAGGGCAGGGUCUUCGGCAUCCUCGAGCGCGCCGUGAGCAGACACCCGGGCAGUCUGGAGCUGUGGAAGGAGUACUUGGGCUAUGCGACCAAGAUGAGGGCAACGAAGCGAUACCGCAAGGUCAUGACGAGAGCCCUGAGAAUGCACCCUGCUAAGUCGGAGCUCUGGGUGCUCGCUGGCCAGAGGGCCGCAAGUCACGGGGAUAUGCACGCCGCCAGGGGCUUCUUCAUGCGCGGUUCCCGCUUCUGCACCAGGUAUCCCACCGUGUGGCUCGCCUAUGCCAAGUGCGAGAUGGAAUGGCUGGCGAAGAUGGAGGCUCGCAAGGGCAAGAAGGGAGGCGCUGAGAAGGCCAUCGCUGAGCAGGCCGAACACGACGAUGACGAGAUCAAGCUGGGCUCCGACGACAGCGACGACGAUGUCGACGAGAAUGGCCGGUUGAUCAUGCCCAAUCCGGACGCUGCUGCUGCGAAGAACGUGUUUGAUGCCGAGACUACGUCGAAGCUAAAGAAUAACCCGGCAUUGGAUGGGGCGAUACCAUUAGCCAUUUACGACGUCGCCAAGAAACAGGCUUUCUUCAAUGCCGCCGUAGGAGAACAAUUCUUCGAUGUCUUUGCGCUAUUUACGGAGAUAUCUGUACAGCCACGAAUCAUACAACAUGUUCUCGACAGCAUGAACGAGCUCUAUCCGAACGAUGCCGCCACCUCUUAUUGUUACAUUCGACACCCGUUGAUUAGCCUCAAGACCGAUGAUCCUGCUUAUCCUAAGGCAGUAAGGGAAACCCUCAAUCGCGUCAAAUCGACUCUUCCCAGAACCACAAACCCUAAAGCCUUGUCUUCAAAACUGAAGUCAUGGCUUGAGGCUUUAGUGUCGUCUCAAGACUUAGACGUUGGUAUUCGUACAGUACUGACACUCACUAUUAAAACAUUACCGCCAUCAUGAUUCAGAGGGUAUCCCGCGAG